AUGAAUGGCAAAUCUGUUGAGGUCGACAACACGGAUGCUGAAGGUCAUCUCGUUCUAGCUGACGCGUUGUACUGCGCAUCAACCGAGUUCAAGCCGCACACGGUCAUCGAUGUUGCCACUCUUACCUGGGCUAUGGAUACCGCACUGGGUGUCUCAGAUCAACACCGGUGUUUUUAUGACCUCCCGUGCCCUUUGGAACCGACUGGGUGUUGCCAGAGAGAGCAAUCACCUAUCUUGAUGCGAGCGUUGCUUGAAUUUGACGUUGUCUUUUUUCAAAUGGGCGGGAAACCAGCGGGUGCAUGCACCGGUGCGCUAUUCCUUAAGGCGUUUGUAGAUGGCACCGAGGCCAAGGAUGGGCAGUAA
Suillus clintonianus is the source of this 363-nucleotide messenger RNA. RefSeq lists its product as uncharacterized. The record is from RefSeq and is a predicted model, not a curated record. Gene Ontology annotation, biological process: proteolysis. Bases 1 to 363 code for a protein of 120 amino acids. Gene Ontology annotation, molecular function: metalloaminopeptidase activity; manganese ion binding. The transcript is spliced from 5 exons. Lineage: Eukaryota; Fungi; Basidiomycota; Agaricomycetes; Boletales; Suillaceae. Gene Ontology annotation, cellular component: cytoplasm.